Molecule: messenger RNA, 1185 nt
Organism: Drosophila rhopaloa
Lineage: Eukaryota; Metazoa; Arthropoda; Insecta; Diptera; Drosophilidae
Product: lipase 3
Exons: 3
Coding region: 1-1185 (394 amino acids)
Biological process (GO): lipid metabolic process
Molecular function (GO): hydrolase activity, acting on ester bonds
Source: RefSeq, a predicted model, not a curated record
AUGGAAGGAGGAAUGUUAAAAGUUACCUUAUUACUAGCCGGAUUAAGCCUUGUUUUGGCCGGUACUCGGCCAAUUUCGGAUUGCGGUGAGCGCAUUGAGGACGAUGGCUAUCCUAUGGAGCGUCACGUAGUGACCACCAGUGACAGCUACAUCCUGACCAUGCACCGCAUCCCGUAUUCCCCCAAAACGGGCGACACUCCCGAUCGUCCGGUGGCCUUCCUCAUGCACGGAAUGCUGAGCUCCUCCUCCGAUUGGGUGCUCAUGGGUCCGGAGAGAUCCCUGGCCUACAUGCUGGCCGAUGCCGGCUACGAUGUGUGGAUGGGCAAUGCCCGAGGCAAUACCUACUCCAAGGCCCACAAGUUCUGGCCCACCUACUGGCAGCUCUUCUGGAACUUCAGCUGGAACGAAAUCGGCAUCUACGAUCUCCCUGCGAUGAUUGAUUACGUGCUGAAGAAGACAGGCCAGCAGCAGGUGCAAUAUGUGGGCCACUCGCAGGGCACCACUGUCUAUCUGGUGAUGGUGUCGGAGAGGCCCGAGUACAAUGACAAGAUCAAGUCCGCCCAUCUUCUGGGACCCGCCGCCUUUAUGGGCAACAUGAAGAGCCCGAUGACCCGAGCCUUUGCCCCCAUUUUGGGCCAGCCCAAUGCCAUUGUGGAGCUUUGCGGAUCCAUGGAGUUCAUGCCCAGCAACAAGUUCAAGCAGGAUAUGGGCAUCGAGAUGUGCCAGGCCACUUCGCCCUACGCCGAUAUGUGUGCCAACGAGAUUUUCCUGAUUGGAGGCUACGACUCCGAGCAGCUCGACUAUGACCUACUUCAGCACAUCAAGGCCACCUCUCCGGCUGGGGCGUCUGUAAACCAAAACCUGCACUUCUGCCAGGAAUACAACUCCAAAAAGUUCCGUAAAUUUGACUACACAGCUCUUCGUAAUCCCUACGAAUACGGCAGCAUGUCUCCCCCUGAUUACAAGUUAAAGAAUGCCAAGGCUCCUGUGCUAUUGUACUAUGGAGCCAAUGACUGGAUGUGUGAUGUGAGCGACGUGCGAAAGUUGAGGGAUUCACUGCCCAACAUGGCACUGGAUUAUCUGGUGCCUUUCGAGAAGUGGGCUCAUCUGGAUUUCAUUUGGGGAACUGAGGCCAGGAAAUAUGUGUACGACGAGGUCUUGAAGCAGAUGCGGUCCUUCGAAUAG